Durio zibethinus is the source of this 1745-nucleotide messenger RNA. RefSeq names its product heparanase-like protein 3. Gene Ontology annotation, molecular function: beta-glucuronidase activity. The record is from RefSeq and is a predicted model, not a curated record. Lineage: Eukaryota; Viridiplantae; Streptophyta; Magnoliopsida; Malvales; Malvaceae. Gene Ontology annotation, cellular component: plant-type cell wall; membrane.
AUGAGUUUCCUGUUUAAGCUUCUGUUUUUAUAUUUUUGGCUGUAUUGGAUGAAUUUAAGCUCAAUCUUUGUCACCUCAAAAAGUAGAGGAGGGCCUGGAAAUGUUAUUAGCGGCACUGUUUUUGUUAAUGGAACAGCUUCAAUAGGAAAAACAGAUGAAAAUUUCAUUUGUGCUACUGUGGAUUGGUGGCCUCCUGAUAAAUGUGACUAUGGAACAUGUAGCUGGGGAAAAGCUUCUCUUCUUAAUCUGGAUCUUUCCAACCCCAUAUUGUUAAAUGCUAUCAAGGCUUUUUCACCGUUAAAGAUCAGAAUGGGUGGUACCCUGCAAGAUAAAGUCAUUUAUGAGACAAAAGGUGAUAAAAAUCCUUGUACACCAUUUAUUAAAAAUAGUUCAGAGAUGUUUGGUUUUUCCAAAGGUUGCUUACCCAUGUCUAGAUGGGAUGAACUCAACAUUUUCUUCAAAAAAGCUGGGGCUAUGGUUGUUUUCGGCUUAAAUGCACUAAAUGGGAGGUCUGUAGGUCCAGACGGUUCUGCCAUGGGAGCUUGGAAUUUUAGUAAUGCUGAAUCGCUCAUUAGAUACACUGUCAAUCAGGGCUAUACUAUUCAUGGCUGGGAACUUGGAAAUGAAUUGUGUGGCUCUGGCAUUGGAGCAAAAGUUGCGGCAGAUCAAUAUGCAUUUGAUGUGAUCAAUCUUCAAAAUAUUGUUCAAAAUAUAUAUAAAGGGUUUGAGGUUCAACCAUUAAUAAUAGCACCAGGAGGAUUCUUUGAUGCAAACUGGUUCACACAAUUUGUGCAAAAAACACCCAAAUCUCUGCAAGUAGUGACUCAACACAUUUACAACCUUGGUGCAGGUAAUGAUAAUCAACUUAUGAAUAAAAUCUUAAAUCCAUCUUAUCUAGAUGGUGGGCAACAAACCUUUAGAGGCCUUCAAACAAUUUUGAAGAAUUCAGCAACUUCGGCAGUUGCUUGGGUUGGUGAAGCAGGGGGAGCCUAUAACAGUGGACAAAAUCUUGUUAGCAAUUCAUUUGUUUAUAGUUUUUGGUAUUUGGAUCAACUGGGGAUGGCAUCAUCCUAUGAUACCAAAACAUACUGUAGACAAUCAUUGAUUGGUGGAAACUAUGGCCUGCUUGACACUACUACAUUUGUCCCACGUCCAGAUUAUUACAGUGCUCUUCUCUGGCAUCGGUUAAUGGGAAGCAAUGUCCUUUCAACGAGAUUCUCUGGGACAACAAGUGUCCGAGCUUAUGCUCACUGUUCUAAACAAUCUCAAGGAAUCACACUGCUUCUCAUAAACUUAAAUGCUACCACUACAGUUCAAGUCCGAGUUUCGACUGAAAGUUCUGGUAGCCAUGGACGCUUGAAUUUGCAACAAGAACAAGAAGUUCCAAGGAUAAACUUUACAUCAAUGUCUAGAAAUUUUAAACCUAAUGGGAACAGUAGAGAAGAGUACCAUUUGACAGCCAAAGAUGGGGAUUUACACAGUCAAAAUGUGGUUUUAAAUGGGAAAAUACUCAUUCUAACUUCAUCUGGGGGUAUCCCUUCUUUGGAACCAGUAAAUAUGAGCAUGUUAGAUCCAAUUAUUGUUGCUCCUUUCUCUAUUGUAUUUUCUCACAUUCCAAACAUAAAACUUCCUGCCUGUAAAUAAGGAUGAAUUCUUUUGUACAAUUUCCAUAAUAAGGAUGAAAAAAAAUAAAUGCAAAAUCCAGAUUUUUAAUCAACUUUUUGACAUUACACUCCUAUCUUUCG